Exophiala aquamarina CBS 119918 is the source of this 4179-nucleotide messenger RNA. RefSeq lists its product as uncharacterized. Gene Ontology annotation, cellular component: plasma membrane; cytoplasm; endoplasmic reticulum. The transcript has a single exon. Lineage: Eukaryota; Fungi; Ascomycota; Eurotiomycetes; Chaetothyriales; Herpotrichiellaceae. The record is from RefSeq and is a predicted model, not a curated record. Gene Ontology annotation, molecular function: protein binding. The coding region runs from base 1 to 4179 and encodes 1392 amino acids.
AUGGCUCAAGCCGGGCUGCUACCAGCCGAUGAGGUUGGCAGGCUGAUCGACCUUGUGCCUGUUGCCCUGAAGGAAGCCGCGGUCGAUUCCCCUUCGGCACGCGCCACCGUCUUCCAUUAUGGAGAGCAGGUCGACCUGCUCGAGAAGUGGCUCGAUGAAUAUGUGAAGGCCACAAGUCGACUCAUCACCGAAUCCUUGACUCUGGAGAACGUCCUCAAUAACUUCGUCUCCCACUCUAUCCUCCCCACCGCUCUCUCGGAAUCUAUGAUGGACCACGAUUAUAGCGUUCUCGCGAUGAAAAGGUGCGCAGAUGGGGCCAAAGAUUACUGGAUGAGCAUGAUUGCGAUGGUCAAGAGACUCAACUUUAUGGUGAUCGAUCCCAUCAGAAACUUUCUGCAAUAUGAUCUUAGAGUGCUCAAGGAAUCACGCCGGGCUGUUGACUCGACGCAGAAGACAUUCGAACAUCUCCAAGCAAAAUAUGCCGGGCUUGGGAAAUCAAAAGAAGCAUCUUCACUACGAGAGGAAGCUUUCCAACUACACGAAGCCAGGAAGCUAUAUCUGAAAGCAAUGAUGGACUUUAUGAGCAUGGCUCCGCAGUUUCGCUUCGCGGUGGACAAACUUCUGGUCAAACUAUUCUUUGAUCAGUGGCGAGAGAUGCGUUUGUCACGGGAUAAUGCCUCUGCAACAUUUCAGAGGGGUGCAGAAGAAAUGCAAAGAGUCAAAGGUUGGCUGAAUGAAAUGGAAUUAAGCGAAAGAACGUUUCGAAAGGAAUUAAUGACUGCGAAAAGGCAGUUGGAGGAUGCUGCUGAACUACACACAAGGCCAUCGAGGGACUUGGAAGACUAUAGCCUCUCGACGGUUCCUCAAUUUGGUGGGCAUUCCCAAACAGCCAGUGUCUCUACUUUACCGCGGUCUCCUAAGAAGACGUCCUCCCAAAGCGGUGAAAAACAGGGCUGGCUCUUUCUCAGAACAUACAGUGGAAAGCCGACAAGAACAGUUUGGGUCAAACGAUGGGCAUUUAUUCGGAACGGUGUAUUUGGAUGGCUACUUCAUGGUGGAAGGGCAGGAGGGGUGGAAGAAAGUGAGCGGAUCGGUGUUCUGCUAUGCAACGUACGACCUGCUCCUGCCGAAGAACGUCGAUUCUGCUUCGAACUUAAGACAAACAAAAACACCAUUCUCCUGCAAGCUGAAACACAGUCCGAGCUUGUCGAUUGGAUCGGAGCGUUCGAAACAGCCAAGUCGAGGGCCUUGGACGACCCAGAAGCGUCUAAAUCGCUCCAUGGGGGAGGAAAUAUACAAGCCAAUGCCGCUUUCGCCAUAUCACCCCCUCCAGUCCCCGAAUUUGGAACCUUCAUUCUGAGUUCAACGGAGCCUGGUGCCGCAGGAGAUGAUAUUGUUGCUCUAGAGAAGACACACACCCUUCCCGUCCCGGGGAAUGAGCACUUGCGAGACGGAAGUGUGGACAUUGUGCGCCGAUCGACGGCGCUCGACGAAGGAAACCAAGGUGGCCACCGGGAGACUGCCUCUCGAAUCAUAUCAAAGCUUGAUCUGCACAGGAGAGGAACAGCAGGCCCUCAGAUAUCCCCAAGCUCAUCAACACCAAAUCUCCCUGCUGGUGGCAUUGCCAGCUUGAUCGCCGCCAGCCAUGGAUCAAUGCCUGUUGGCCCAAGCCUACCAACGGUACAUGGCACUGAUUCCGAGGCACCCAAACCGAGAAACAACUUCACGCUUGCCUUGCGCGAUAUGCCACCAAGCACUCUCUCUCCGUCCACGUUAGCACCGUCCCCCCUUCAGACCAACCUCAGCAAAUCGGCCGUAAUAGUAACUGGCGAACGAGGACUAAGUCCAGCACCAGGCAAGACUGGCAUUCCAACUAGCUUGCUUGCUAAUAUCUGGGGAACCUCCAAAAGUGCCAUAAUCAACAAACUGGAUCGGGGAGAUCCCAAGAUUCUGCCAGAGCUAAAACUAGGCUUGCAACCGAGCCCUUCACUAAAGCCAUCCUCCUUCCCACCUAAAACCACACCAUCACCGCCCCGUGGUGCUAUUUCUCAUCAGAAUGCAAUAUCCCAACUCGAUCUUACAAUCCCGGCGUCGUCGACUCGUAGUCGCACUCCCUCUCCCAGUAAGAGACACCGAAAAACCAUCAGUGUUGAUCGUGAAGGACUCAGGGAGAUGCGCGCGGAGCUACUCGUUCCCGACUUUCCCGAUUAUUAUCCGCUCCAGCUGAAGUCCCAAGAUGCUCAGUUUCGCCUUCUCUUCCCAAACGUUUGCUAUGACGAGCGGCUUGUGAUGGUAUUCAGAGCAACCUGGAACCCCAGCGAGCAACAGGACUUUCCUGGGCGUAUCUAUGUAACCUCGAGAGAUGUGUACUUUUAUAGUAACCAUCUCGGUUUGGUUCUGACCUCGAGUGUUCCUCUCAGUUCCAUUGAAGAAGCUACGGCAGCACCGGGCAAAGAUUGUGAUUUUAUUUUCCUCCACUUGCGAGAUGGCGGAGGUGAUGGAAGCCCCCGAAGAAUCACGGUCAAGACGUUUCUGGAGCCGCUGCGACUCUUACAGAGACGUCUCAACUUUUUGGUUAGAAACAGUACCAAUAGUGAACCGCUUGGUCUCGAAGGGCUCAUAAAGACUCUACUCAGGAUGGAGACGGACGCUCCAGAUCGUAGUCCGAGUCUAGAAAGCUGGGAAGAUGUCUCUCCAAACACACCGGUUGAUACUGGGGGCCCGCGCUAUCGAGGUAGAGCUUCGACGCUUGGAACAGAAAUGAAAACCCAGAUAAGAGUUGACAGAGCUUUGCAGCAAGGGCCUCUCGGACGACGAGAAUCCAAGUUUAAGCUCCCCGCACAACCUGUCAAGUAUGUACCUGCAGGGAAUCUUCGUCUGACCGUUGAGAGAGAAUACGACAUUAGCGCGAAAGCACUGUUCCAUGUUGUUUUUGGUGACAAGAGCGCACUCUGGCAGUUGUUGCAACAUGAACGUCGAGCUAGAAACUUGACGCAAGGUCCGUGGCUCAAUCUCAGUGAAGGCCGCUUGCGAAGAGAAUUCGCCUUCGAUAUCCCGACAAAAGCCCUUCUCGGUGGCGAAAACCUGAUACAGGUUCGGGACUACCAAGUCGUGGAUGUGAGUAACGAUCACCUGUGUUAUGUUGUUACAGAUAAAAGAACUCCAUGGCAUCUUCCAUACAAGAACAGCCAGCGACUCGUUAGCAAGAUUGUUAUUACGCAUGCAGCAAAGGGCAAGUGCAAGCUCGCCAUCUUCGUGAAGGUAGAGUGGCUACGAGCAGCUUGGAUGUUAGGAGGUGUGAUAGAAAGACAAGCAAUGUAUGAUCUCGAACUGGACUCACAAGAUCUGGCAGAUCUUGUCUCGGAUCAAGUCAGGAAACUUGGUGCACACAGCAGGACGAAAAAAGCCGUCCAAAUCUUUGGCCAGGUUGGCCAUUCAACAGAAUCGACUCAACUACAAAUCGAUGCUUCUGCUGUCAAUAUUGAGCUCAGGCGACAGCCCGUAUCAAGAACAAUGACAGGCCUCAUGAUCCAUACCGCCCUUUCAGCGGGAGAAAGUGCAGCCGGUACAAUCUUACAAACGCUUCUGGAUAUCCUCAAGUGGCUCAGCAAGAUUCUAUCAGCCAACAAAUUCAUCUUGCUGGCCUUGAUGUUUAGCGUUCUUUACAACAGUUGGCAUACUUAUCGAGACACAUUGGGCUGGUGGCAUGAACGCAGAGCGGGAAACUUCAUGGCGCGACUUGGCAUUUCCCCAGAUGUUGUCAUGAGUCGAGCCGUGUAUUAUGACGAUCUGGACGAGAUCCUUCAUCAGAGCGGGAACAUGCCGCCUCGCGACGCAAGCACAUGCUAUGCUGUCUUCUAUGAUGAACAUGAUCCGGAGCUGAUGCCCAGCCGACCUGGGACUGAGGGUGCACGGAUUCAGCAGACACGCCAAAGACUAGGGAAAUAUCGACAUGACCUGUUCGUGGCAGUCCGGGUGGUUAACCGCGUUGAAAGGGAACUUGUGCAAUCUGCCUGGCAGCAAUGGCUGGUCGAUGAGAAUCGAAGAUGCCAGGUGGUAGAAGGUUUAGUCUUGCACGAUGCUGAACAAAACUCCACGGGGCAUACUGCAGAAGUGCAUAAUUGGUAUGAUGAAUACUGUACAAGCUGCCGCGAUGAGUACCUCAAGCUCCGUGCAUGA